AUGAAGACAGCAUUCAAUUUGCUGUACAGUGUGGAUAGCGCCAAAAUACUCAGCAUCUUUCCUACGAUGUCCAAGUCCCACUGGAUUCUCGGAUCGGCCCUCAUGAAAGAAUUGGCGCUCGAUGGGCAUGAGGUAACUGUUAUCAGUCCAUUUCGGUUAAGUAAUGCCCCGAAAAAUUAUCGCCACGUGGAGAUCGUCUACAAUAGCCACCUUUUUGAAGAGAUCAUGGAUGAGGUGUUCGAAAAGAUCGAUGACACUAUCGUGCAAAAGAUGCUGGAACUGGGAAACUUUGUUGAAGAAAUAGCCAACACCACACUAACCUCACCCGAAGUGCAAACAUUGCUCCACUCAGAGCAGGAAACGUUCGACCUACUGGUGAUGGAAAUCUUCCUCGACGAUGUAUUUCUUGGUUUCGCGGAUCGCUUCAACUGCCCAGUGGUAGGCAUGUCCACGUUUGGUGCAUCGUCCUGGGUAAACUCGUUGACCGGGUCCCCUCAGCCGCUCUCGUACGUCCCUCACCCGAUGAUGGGGCUUACGGACAGGAUGAACUUCUGGGACCGGCUCACCAACGUACUGUUUACCGCGUUCGAUGAAGCGCUGAUGGAGUUCUUGUGCGAAGAGACUCAGCAGCGAUACUACAAGGAAUAUUUCCCUAAUGCCACCCGAUCGUUGGCGGAGAUGCGGCGCCAUGGAGUUUCUUUGAUACUCGUUAACAGUCACUUUAGUCUGAGCUUCCCCCGUCCUUAUCUGCCCAAUUUGAUAGAAGUUGGAGGGUUUCACGUCAACCGGAAGGUUACUCCAUUGCCAGAGGACAUCAAGAAUUUCAUCGAAGAAUCUGAGCAUGGAGUCAUCUACUUCUCGAUGGGUUCUAACAUAAAGCCCUCCAAAAUGGACCAACAAAAACGGGACGAUAUCAUCAAGGUGCUUUCUGCCGUUAAGCAAAACAUCAUCUGGAAAUGGGACGACGAUACGCUCGUGCUGGACAAGAGCAAGUUCCUGCUCGGAAAAUGGUUCCCACAGGAUGACAUCCUUGCCCAUCCGAACGUGAAGCUUUUCAUUACGCACGGAGGUUUGCUGAGCUGCACCGAGUCGAUCUACCAUGGAGUUCCGAUCGUUGGCAUACCGAUCUUUGGUGAUCAGCUAUUAAACAUGGCUCGUGCCGAACAAGCUGGCUGGGGUAUUGGGGUGACCUAUACGAAACUGAAUGAGGCUACUUUCAGCAAAGCCGUCAACGGAGUGCUUGAUAGUGCAAUUUACACAACCUAUGUGAAAACAAUAUCACGACGAUUGCGCGAUCAACCACUCGCACCGAUGGAUAUGGCCAAAUUUUGGGUCGAGUACGUUCUUCGGCACGACGGCGCAAAGCAUCUGAUAUCCGCAGCCCAGGAUUUGACCUUUGUCGAGUAUAACAAUUUGGAUGUGUACGCUUUCAUCGUAGCGAUGGGCUUGGUAGUGUUAAUGGUUUUGCACUUUAUUGUAAAGAAAUUGGUCAAAAUGUUGUUUGCAAAGAAAUUACAAUGUAGUACUUCGAAAAAGAAUAAUUAGUAACAGACAGUAUUAAAAAGAUAAUGUACCGUACUAGAGUUUACGAAAAAUA
Anopheles coustani is the source of this 1597-nucleotide messenger RNA. Its product is annotated as UDP-glycosyltransferase UGT5-like. Gene Ontology annotation, molecular function: UDP-glycosyltransferase activity. The coding region runs from base 1 to 1545 and encodes 514 amino acids. The transcript is spliced from 6 exons. The record is from RefSeq and is a predicted model, not a curated record. NCBI's taxonomy places the organism in Eukaryota, Metazoa, Arthropoda, Insecta, Diptera, Culicidae.